This is a messenger RNA of Vigna radiata var. radiata (mung bean), 834 nucleotides long. RefSeq lists its product as uncharacterized. The transcript has a single exon. The coding region runs from base 1 to 834 and encodes 277 amino acids. The record is from RefSeq and is a predicted model, not a curated record. NCBI's taxonomy places the organism in Eukaryota, Viridiplantae, Streptophyta, Magnoliopsida, Fabales, Fabaceae.
AUGAAGUUACAUCCCAAAGAGCUUGAAGAUAGGAUGGUGACGAGGCAUCAAAUGCAUGGGUUGACACAAGAAUAUCUAGAACAAUAUUUGCAACAUCUGGCUGAUAAGGAGGACUGGGAGACUUUCAUGGAUGUGCUAGCUCUUACUGUGUAUGGCAUUGUGUUAUUCCCCAAAAUUGAAGACUUCGUGGACCCUAUUGCAAUAGACGUCUUUGUGGCAAGAAAGAUGAGGUCAGAGAAUCCUAUGACAGCGAUCCUUGCUGAUGUUUAUGGGACUAUGAGUUUCUGUCACGAGAGGAAAGGAAAAAAAAUUCUUUGUUGUUUGCCUGCGUUGUAUGCAUGGAUGACUACACGUGUAUGUAAAGGGGCAGUUGAUGUUAAAAGUCCAUCUGAAAACUUGUCACACCAAGGGCUCAAGGGCAAAGGAGGUAAUGAGUGGGCCCAAUUCUUUGCUGGUUUGAGCGAAGGGAAUAUAAAGUGGCGCCUUCCUUGGCUUGGAAUUAAACCGUCUAUACAGCAUUGUGGCAACUUUCCCAAUGUGCCUCUCAUAGGUGCCCGAUAUUGCAUCGAUUACAAUCCUCUGUUAGUUCAAAGACAAUUUGGGCAUCCUAUGAAAUGGGCACCUUCACCGGACUAUCUUGUAGCCCUAUUCAUCUACUAUGAAGAUGGGCAAUUCAUUGAAUUGUUGAGAAAGGUUAGAAGCGCUUGGGAGAGCGUAGUGAGGGCAGGAAAGGAUCAAAGGUUGGGAGUAGUGGACAACAAAGUUACUUAUCGUACAUGGAUCCUAGAAAGGGUAAAAGAAGUUAAACUUCCUUUCAGACCCAUCAACGAUUAG